AUGGCCAGCGAAAGUUUAAACAAUGCUGACGUCGGAAAGGCUCGAUCCACACCAACCUCGUCAGAGGAAGCUAAGACUAGCCCAUAUCACUUGCUAGGUGACUACAGGUACGCCAGCCCAGCCAAGAAUCCCACAUUAGUCUUACAAUUCGACGAUGGAAACAAGUCGUUGAGAGCUUCUUACACAAACGCUUCCAGCAUCAUAAAACACGAACUUGCAGAAGCUGACGAUCGGCAGUAA
Molecule: messenger RNA, 240 nt
Organism: Botrytis sinoallii
Lineage: Eukaryota; Fungi; Ascomycota; Leotiomycetes; Helotiales; Sclerotiniaceae
Exons: 2
Coding region: 1-240 (79 amino acids)
Source: RefSeq, a predicted model, not a curated record